AGGGAGAGAACAAGCCUGCAUACAGCACCACACCCACCUUCAGUCUCGACCACUCUGCUCAGAGAGGAAGGAAAAGGACCUGCUUUCGUUCUGAACCAUUCACUUGGACUUAGUAUCACAGACAAGCCUUUCUAUUCUUCUGACCAAAGCAACUGUAGAAGUAACGGAAGACGACAACUGUCUACUGGAUAGAUACUGAGAAGUCAAAUCAGAAACAAACCACAAUAACAGAAAGACGGGAAAGUAGCCGUCCCAUUUUAGAUAGUGGUGUUUUUUUCAGUCAGGCUGGCCAAAGACACUGACAUGGCAGAAGAGACAAAUCACACCUCGGAGGCCCAGGAGACACAGACCAACGGAGAACAACACAGCCCAAAAGAUUCCCCUAUCCUGGGGAACAUGGUACGCACCGAGCUGGAAUGGGACGUGCCCAUGAGUGUCCCUUUGCCCAUCGAGGUCAUCAGUGCUGACCAGCCUUUCCCGUUCCUGGACACGACCCUGGCAGAUCUGGGCAUCGAAGAAUCCGCAGUGAAGGAGCGGGUGGUGUGGGUGGACACCAAGCGGACGCAGGUGAAGAGCAAGUCAGGCAAACUGAAGGAGAAGGAAAUCACCAUCUUGGAGGUACGGGUCAAGGCUCAGAUCCCCGGAGACAAGAAGACCCAGGAGGUACUCUACAGCACCGAGUCCCACACAGACCGCUCCUUCUGUCGGACCGGAGUGGACAUCCUGCCCUGGAAGAGUCGCACACAGACAGAGGAGAACGGCUUCCAGCCAGUAGAGAUGACCGUGGCCUUGGACAUCGAGUCACAGCCCAAACAGGAGAUUCGUGAGGUGUGAGGGAACUCUCAGGAUCAUCGCCAGAAGAAGCUAUAACUUAAUGAUCAGUGCAAUUAAACAUGGAUCAGCCACUAGGGCUUUGAAUCGUAUAAACAUUUAAGCAAAAAAAAAAAAAAAAAAAGACAAAAGCAAAGUUGACCUGUAAAGCUAUCUAUGAAAUGUGGCAAAAGGUCGCAAAGUUCAAGGGGGCCGAAUACUUUCGCAAGGCACUGUAGAAACAGAAAACAUAGACUGCCCACACAACUCACGCCCUGACCACACUAAA
Messenger RNA from Oncorhynchus mykiss (rainbow trout), 1099 nucleotides. RefSeq lists its product as uncharacterized. NCBI's taxonomy places the organism in Eukaryota, Metazoa, Chordata, Actinopteri, Salmoniformes, Salmonidae. The record is from RefSeq and is a predicted model, not a curated record.